AGGCGGCUCAACUCGCAAUUCAGUCUCCGUUCGGUCCACGCCAUGGCUAGUGUGCCUAUCGCAGAUUUGUCCAAGGAGGAGCAGGAUGAGCUCCUUUGUACUUACGCCGCACUGGUUCUGCAUGAUGAUGGUGCAGAGAUCACUCCGCAGAACAUGACCAAUCUCAUCAAGGCGGCUGGCUGCAAUGUGGAAGGAUACUGGCCACUGCUCAUGUCCAAGAUGAUCAGCAACGUCGGCAUGGACACCCUCAUCAAGCUGGGUAGUGGUGCGGGCGGUGGCGGUGGUGGUGGCGGCGGCGGCGGCGCAGCUGCUGGCGGCGGUGGCGGCGGAGGAGGUGGCGGAGAUGCGGCCACCGAAGAGAAGAAGAAGGUCGAGGAAGAGGAAGAGGAGGAAGACAUGGAAUUCGAUCUCUUUGGUUGAGCCCGCCGCAGCCAAGCCCACAGCCGUGCGAGACAA
This is a messenger RNA of Durusdinium trenchii, 456 nucleotides long. The record is from the annotation of a GenBank genome assembly. NCBI's taxonomy places the organism in Eukaryota, Dinophyceae, Suessiales, Symbiodiniaceae.